GCCGCUUUCCCGCCCGCAGCCGCCAUGGCGGAGCCUCCUGUCAGGGGUGGUGGUGAUGGGGAAGGGAAAACCACGGGGCAGGAGCUUCCCCCUGCCCUCCAGCCGCCGUCUGAAGGGUCGGAGAAAGAGUGUUCCCCUGAUGGAUCCCACCCUGCGGCUGCUGGUGUGGCAGCUCCUCACCAACACCCAAACCCUCACGAUGUCACCAAGAAGACUCCCGGCACCCGUAAAACACCCAGAGCUGCCCUGAGGAAAAAAUCCCAGCAGAGAACACCCAGCCAGAGGAAAAACCCCUUGGGAUCCAGCCCCACCAGGUUGUCUCCCUGGAAAAGCAGCCCCAGGAAUGAUCCGACCUGGAGCUCCUUCAGCCUCUCCCCCCAGCUCAGCUCCGGCUCCUCCCGCAAGCGCCGCUCCUGGCGCCGCUCGAGCCUCAAGGGGACCAAGCGCCGAAAAUCCCUUCCCCCAGUCCAGCAGGAUGCUUCUGAAUUAAGCAAAUCCAUCAGCUUGGAUCUGCCAGAGACAGAGAGACUUUCUGCACUGCUCCUCUCCAGUUUCCAGUUUUCUGCCCAGAAGCUGGAACAGAAUUUGAAAUUAACCCAGGGCUUUAACCCCGAGGUCUUCAGAGCUAAAGCACAGGGAGCAGAGCAGGAGCUGCAGCGGAUCCUGGAGAAGCUGGGACGGGACGGGACCCUGGAGCGCUGCGUCCGGGACCCCCGGGGGACCUCACUGGAUUCAUCCCUGGAGGACUCAGUGGCCCAGGUUAAGGAGCUCAUUUCCAGGUUUGGGGCCGAGUGCCACGCCUGGGAUCAGCUCCUGCAGCACUACCAGGAAAACGCUGAGGAAAUGGCCAGGAGGUUGGAACAAUCCCAGCAGGAUCCUCAGCCCCUUUGUCACCUCCAGAGCUCCCAGUCCUCCGUGCUCUGCACCAAACCCAACUACCAGCAGAUCCUGGAGGAGCAGGGGGAGGUUUGGAGCAGCAUGGAGCUGCUGCUCGACGAGCUCCAGCAAGCAGUGAGGGUGCUGCAGAGCUUCAGUGAGGACAGCGAGGGCUUCCUGAGGCGGCUCUCAGAGAAGCUGGCCUCCAGGACCUUCCAGCCUCUGGAGAACUCCCCCGUGCGCAAGCUGCUGGCUGCCCCUCCUCCCAGGACGCUCCUGGAGGGCUGAGGGGGGGUUUUGGGGCUGGGGUCGCGCUCGGUGUUCCCGUUAAUAAAGGGGAAGGGGCUCCCGCUUCCCGCUUCCGCGUUUGAAACACCUCGGGGGGUUCCUCGCCGCUAAUUGG
Molecule: messenger RNA, 1279 nt
Organism: Calypte anna (Anna's hummingbird)
Lineage: Eukaryota; Metazoa; Chordata; Aves; Apodiformes; Trochilidae
Gene: DSN1
Product: DSN1 component of MIS12 kinetochore complex
Exons: 11
Coding region: 25-1164 (379 amino acids)
Biological process (GO): cell division; mitotic sister chromatid segregation
Cellular component (GO): MIS12/MIND type complex
Source: RefSeq, a predicted model, not a curated record